AUGUUGCUCACUCACAAAAUAGAGGCGCCUUCCGAGACGGAAGUAGGCCGUGCGAGGGAGGCGGCUGCGCGGCUGUCUGCCUCCCCCGACUCGCCUAGUUCGCCGACCGACCACAGCUUGCCGGCCGGCGCCACUGUCGCCGAGCACGUGACCGAGCUCCAGAAGAACCUCAGCGAGGAUUUCAGCAAGAAGCUGCAGGAAUGGGAGCGGAAGCGGAGUGGGGGCCAAAGUCAGAGCCGGCCGCCGGAGCCAGAGCCGGAGAGACCCGAGAGACGCAGCCGGAAGGAGGAGGUUGAGCGGCAGCGAAAGGUCACGCAGGUGCAGCACGAGGAGCAGCUUCCGGCUGAGUUCCGGCGGAGGCUGCACGAGUGGGAGCGCAAGCAGCGCGAGGGCAGCGGCCGCCGGAAGCGGACCGACGAGGGACCGGAAGUCCGGCGGAAGUUAACCGACGGCGAGCGGCGGCGCGGCAAGCAGGAGUACCGGGAGACACGCAGUCAGAUGUCGCCACAGGCGGUGGAGGAGGAGCACCUGCCAGCCGAGUUCCGCAAGCGCCUCACGGAGUGGGAGAUCGCCAAGGCCCUCGCCGGAAAAUCGCAGCAGAACGUGGAGCAACUGCAGAAGAACCUGCCGCACGAGUUCAACAAGAAGUACGAGGAGUGGAAGCUGAUGAAGGCCGGCCGGCUGAGUCCGGGCUGCCAGAAACGGAGGGCAGCGGAGGUGCGCCGCCAGACGCGCACCAAGGACCUGCAGUGGCUGGAGCGGGAGCUGCAGAAGGUGGAGCGAGAGAAGGGUCGCCUGGAGAGAGAGCGGGAGAAGUACCUAGACCGGGAGGCUCGACUCGAGCGCGUUCGGGAUGCUAUGCGCCGACCCAAGGAGGACAAGGUGACCAUCAAGACCGCCGAGGGAGAGUUCCGCUUCGAAGGCAUCAACAAGAACUUCACCAAGAAACUCUACGAAUGGGAAGAGAGGCGAGGAAUCCCGCCCGACUCGGAAUCCUCGACCAUCGCCCUGCUGGCACCGAACUACCAGCCGAUGGACAAACAAGACCAGGAGGCCGGCAGAGUGGCCAGGUGCAAGUCGGAAGGCAGCCUGGCCGAGCUGGCGUCGGCGGCGCUGGGUCAGCACAGCCGCCAGUCCUCCGAGGACAAGACAGGCGCAGGACUGGAGGGCACACUCGGAGACGCUACGAAGGCGUGUUCGGAGCCGGACCUCCUCAUGGUGGACGUGGAGGAGGUGGAGGCGACGCCCCUGGAGGACAUACCGCCCGUGCACGCGCAGGAGCCCGUGUACAGCUACGCCCCUGAAGAGGUCACGCGUCUCAUCGACUCUAGUGGAAGCGACGGCGAAGUCCCUGGUUUCCUUCGACCAAACGAUGACCUGCUGGUGACCUUUGAGGUGCCCGAGAUGGCCUCGGGCGACCCCCAGCAGCCCGAGGGUACGUACUCCGGCCUGCUGGACGCCAACAUCACCAUCCUGGACAAGCUGAAGCAGAAGGAGGAGGUUUGCAGGUGUUUGGAAGAGAAAUUGGAAGAAAUCGGUCAAAACAUGAUCAGCAUUCAGCAAGAGCACAAACAGGAGCUUGAGAAGCUGCGAAAUCAGAAGACAAAGCUUCAACCGGCAGAGGAAGGCGAAGGUCUGACGGAGGAGAGGAAGCUGAUGGAGAACAACCUGCAGUUGCUGGAGAGCUUGCAACAGCGCUGUAACGAGCUGCAGGGUACUGGAGACCGGCUGAAGGAGGAGCGGGAACAGAUACAGGCCUCACUUCAGCAUCACAGCGAUCAGCAGGCCAACCUGGCCCGGCACCUGGUGGGCAACAUGAGGAAACUACAUGCUGCCGGAUCGUCAAUAGAUGUCGCUGCUGAAGACUCCCCUCCAGCUAUAGAAGAGGAACCGGAUGCUACUGUAGCAGACAGCCUGCGGGUAGACGAGCCUGAACGACUGGUACUGCCAUCUCCCGGUGUCCGACGGAGACAGGUCGACAAGAAAACAGUGGAUAAACUUCAGGAAAUCAGCACUGAUCUUUUGUCACAGGCGAAACGCUUGGAGAAGGUGCUCGGUCCCCGGCAAGGAAAGCGGCCUACCAGAUCGUUCUCUCAAGGUCAUCACAGCAGAGCUUGGCCCAGAACGGGGGACUCCCCUGAUUGGCUGCGUUCGCAUAAAUCUUCUUGGCAACCUGCUGAUUGGUCAGCCCUUCCAGGACAGCUCAGUCGGAAAGUGGAAGAGCUUCAGCGAGAAAUGCUCAUGCUCUGCACUGCACGUGGUUCUGGCACACCUCAAAGUCCGUCCGGCUCUCAUGACCUCAGCCUGAGCUCUGCCCUCGAGGAGGCAGCGCCAUCUAGUGACGAACUCAGUCCCGAGAAAACGGCCACCUUCACAUUUCGUCUGCCAGUGGCCUCCACCCAAGAGAAAGCCCACCAGGAGUUGGACUCUCUCGAGCAGCUCGGUCUUCCACCAGAGGAGACUCAAGAGGAGGUGUCAGUCCAGGGCGACCUCAUGUGUCCUACUACUCCAGAGGAGGCGACCUCACCCUGCUCCUCAUCGCGCUCAUCGGUGGAGGACCUCGGGGCGGCGGCCAAGUGGAGGGACAAGGCAGACCUGUACACCUCCUACGACCAGACGCUCAAGGAAAUGCAACGCGAGCUGGAAACGGUGGAGGCUGACUAUGCGCUGGACCGUCGGCGCAAGAGCUCCGAUGACGUCAUAUCGACUCCCUCGUCUUACCGCAGUCGCUCCUCCAGCAUACCCUCCUCGGAAGACGUUGACGAACCAAGACUUUUUCAGAUGGUCGAGCAGCCAGAACACCUAAUCGAGGAGGAGGAAGACGACAUCGCCGAUAGCCAAUCAGAGCGCAGCGACUGGAGCGCGAGCGCUCUGCGCAUGCGCCGUCAGCACGCCUCCCCGAGUGUGUCUUCUGCGUGCGAAGAGCGGCCGUUCACGGCCGGCGCCACAAGAACUUUUGAAAUUCCAACCGUGGACACGCGCAGUCUCUCCGGCCUUCCUCCUGCUUCCAACGCUCCCGUGUUGGUGGCGGCCCAGCGAACCGUGUACUCGGUCGACGAGGGUCUUGUCAAGGUUACCGUCAGAGAGCAAGCCGAAACACCGCCGCCGUCGCCGGUGGCUGACGUCACUGGGACGGCGGAGGAAAGCGUGAGCCUGCGGCCAGCGCCGUCGGAGGAGAGUGACCGUCUGUCCAGCACGACGCCCACCCCGACGGCGAGCCCGCUACUGCUCCGGCAGACCGAGGUCACGGGGUCAAGGUCGCCAAUGCGGCCGAGCCUGUCGGUGACGUCGCAGGACUCGACGCCGAGCGCCGAGGGCAGCGAAGCCGACUCGGCGACGCCGUGCGAGGGGCGCCUCGCUGCUUAG
Molecule: messenger RNA, 3366 nt
Organism: Pollicipes pollicipes
Lineage: Eukaryota; Metazoa; Arthropoda; Thecostraca; Pollicipedomorpha; Pollicipedidae
Exons: 23
Coding region: 1-3366 (1121 amino acids)
Source: RefSeq, a predicted model, not a curated record